Messenger RNA from Rotaria socialis, 534 nucleotides. The record is from the annotation of a GenBank genome assembly. Lineage: Eukaryota; Metazoa; Rotifera; Eurotatoria; Philodinida; Philodinidae.
AUGAGUCUUUUUCUUCGCCCUCUCAUUGAUGAACUGCUUAAUCUCGAACGGGGAGAACAUUUUGACUUUCAUGGCCAAGACAAUAAUGCUGUUACAGCACGCGUUUUCCUCAUUGGUGCUUGCUGCGAUAAACCUGCGCAGGCGCUUCUGCAGUUUUUACCAGAGCCAACUGCAGCUUUUGGGUGCGGGAGAUGCGAAGUGAAAGGAUUUAUGGUAAAGACAGCUAAGGAUGGUAAUGAGCGAAGCUUUGCAACGACGUGUGCUGAUUUGACGGAAAUUCAAAGAUGUUCAAACAUGAGGUUCGACGUGCUACUGGAUAUAAAACUGCUGCAUGAUCAGCUACGUCAAUCAUUGCUAGGACGAAUAGACAAAUCAUUGAUGAUGCAACACAAAAUAGAAGAGAAGGGUAUAACUGGACCUUGUAUUUUUAGAGAAUUAGCGUACUUUGAUGUUGGGAAUGGAUUUAUGGCUGAUAGUCUACAUAAUGUAUAUAUUGGGGCAUUUGUACGUUGUGUUGCAUCAUUGCCGAAAUGA